AUGGUCAACGCCCAAGGCUUCCCAUCUAUACGGGACGUGGAAGUGGCCUCGAAGAGUGACAAGAGGCUUGAAGAUCACCUCAGGCAGAUAGGGUGUCCAUGCACUAUGGUUGAACUGGACCCGGAGCUGGAGCGUAUGGGAGCAUCUGCUACGGCUGUGGUUCACACCAAUCAGCCUUAUCGUCCGCAUCUAGAGCAAAUACGGGAGAUACAAUCUGGAGAUGAUGUACCAGCACUCGGGGUCGCUUUCCUUAACGACGACGCAGCCUUGGCGACUUUCAGUCAGUUCGAGGCUGACCAAAUCGAUCGACAUGUACCCAAGGCAAAGACUAGGCUCAUUCUCUCUCUGUCACAGUCUAAGGGUAACUAA
Molecule: messenger RNA, 369 nt
Organism: Perkinsus marinus ATCC 50983
Lineage: Eukaryota; Perkinsozoa; Perkinsida; Perkinsidae
Exons: 3
Coding region: 1-369 (122 amino acids)
Source: RefSeq, a predicted model, not a curated record